Messenger RNA from Aplysia californica (California sea hare), 1269 nucleotides. Its product is annotated as glutaredoxin. Gene Ontology annotation, molecular function: glutathione disulfide oxidoreductase activity. Gene Ontology annotation, biological process: cellular response to oxidative stress. Bases 117 to 494 code for a protein of 125 amino acids. The record is from RefSeq and is a predicted model, not a curated record. The transcript is spliced from 3 exons. Lineage: Eukaryota; Metazoa; Mollusca; Gastropoda; Aplysiida; Aplysiidae. Gene Ontology annotation, cellular component: cytoplasm.
CUCCUCCUACUCUUAACUGGCUUUCCCUAGUGAUCUCCAACGUAAAUAACGUCCAAAUUCAUAGAAGAAGAAGUAAGACGUUGCCCGUGGUUUCCCAACUCAGUUCAAGAUUUAUAAUGGAUAGCUCUGUCGAUCCACCCUUUGACUUUUCAAUGGGAGACCAUCGGGACAAGGAGGAAUCAGCCCAUGAGUCCCACGAGCAAGCUUUGGUCAACGAUCUUGUCAGCAAGAACAAAGUCGUAGUUUUCAGCAAAACCCACUGCCCCCACUGCAGUGACUCGAAGACCCUGCUGACCACAAUGGGGGUCAACUACAAGACUGUUGAGCUGGACAAGUUGCAAGAGGGAGGCGAGGUUCAAAAUGUGCUGGGACAAAUGACAGAUGCGAGAACAGUUCCUCGGAUUUUCAUCUCAGGCCAGUGUGUUGGUGGUAACAGUGACCUGAAAACACUAAAUGCAUCUGGUGAGCUACAAGACCUGCUCAAAGAUCUCUAACUGAAGAAUAAAUCUUGGACUACCGUAAUACUGAUCUAUACGAUCAGAUGAACAUCUUUGAAUCUGAACAUCAGCCUGGUGAUUUUAUAGAUCGAUAAUAUUUUCGUGUUGCGAUAAUAUUAAUAUAUGCUUAUUGGGAAAUACUUCAGUAUGAUUUUUUUUGUACUUGAAUUUAUGAAAGGAAAGAUUAUUUAUUGGAUGAGAAUGGCAAAUAUUUUUGUUAGUAGCACACAAAGCUGGUCAAGUGGAAAGUGACAGAUAAUGCCCCGUACAAACGUACACUACUCUUUUUGCCAUACAUGGUAGGCUAUUUAAAAGCAUUGCCAUGGCUUGUGCUGUCAAAUUGAUGACCCCACACUCUUAACAUACAUGUGCAAUAUCAAUGCACUGCCAUUUAUUUAUAGCACUUAUCAUGUUUUUUUUUGGUAUUCUCCAUCAUGUAUGUCUCUGCUUCUUACUAUGAAAGGGAAUAACAAUAAUAACAUUCUUUUUCAUAGCUUCAAUCCUACUAGGCUCUGCAUGCACAGCGAUUUUGUCUCUUGUACAUUUGUACAUAUGAUAUAGUUGUUCAUCUUUUUACUGUAGAUAUAUAUCAUAUAUAUUUCUAAUAGGGGAAGUACUAGUGGAAGGGCUGGAAUCUUAUGUAUAUUGCAGUGGAGGACAUAAGUCAUUAAGUGUCUAGUCAGCUGUCGUUAUAUAAUCUCAUUGGAAUAUAUUUAAUUUUCAAAAACAUCUUGUGCUCUGACAACUGGUAAUAAAGUUUCUCAUGGAGAAA